CACUGUUUAAAAUGCUUCCAUUACGGUUCCGGAAAAUUCCUCAGUAUGUUUGCGUUCUACUCAAUGGCUUUACCUUGAUUCUCAAUUUUCUUUUUCUCUUCCAGAUUGUAGCAAAAAGAAAAGGUUGAAUUUUUGUUGUUGUUUGGUGAUCUCUUGUUCUCAGAUUGAACUAGACUUCUGGUGUUUGAGAUUUUCAAUUCUAGAUUUUUCAGGGAUCAUAUAAUCGAUAAGCAUGGUCACUUAUAUAGUUGCUGUUCUCGUUCCUCUAGUCGUCACUUUUCUCUUCCGGAAUUCCAAGAACAGUGCGAAGAAACGUGGCAUGCCAGUCGAUGUUGGCGGGGAACCUGGGUAUGCUGUACGGAAUGCUCAGUUUCCGACGCCGUUGGAAACUGCCUGGGAGGGCGUGUUUACCCUUGCUGAGCUUUUCCAGUAUGCCUGCAAGAGCUACGGGGAUAAAUACUUGCUGGGAACGCGGAAGUUGAUCUCGACAGAGAAUGAAGUUGCUCCAGAUGGGAGGUCUUUCGAGAAGCUUCAUUUGGGCGAGUACAAGUGGCUCACUUAUGCUCAAGUGUUCGAAAGAGUUUGUAACUUUGCUUCUGGUUUGGUUCAUAUUGGGCAUAGACGGCAAGAACGUGUCGCCAUAUUUGCUGAUACCAGAGCAGAAUGGUUUAUUUCUCUGCAGGGUUGCUUUAGGCGCAAUCUCACUGUGGUUACUAUUUAUGCAUCUCUAGGAGAGGAUGCUCUGCGUCACUCGUUAAAUGAGACAGAGGUUACAACUGUUAUAUGUGGGAACAAAGAACUGAAGAAACUUGUGGACAUAAGCGGACAACUUGAUACAGUGAAACGUUUGAUUUGUAUGGACGAUGAAAUUCCAUCUAGUGCAUCAGUUGAGCAGAGUGGUUCCUGGACAAUCAUCUCACUUUCUAAUGUGGAGAAACUUGGUCAGGAAAAUCCUGUUGAAGCUGAUUUACCUCUAUCAAGUGAUAUUGCUGUAAUUAUGUACACAAGUGGAAGUACUGGACUGCCUAAGGGUGUAAUGAUGACACAUGCUAAUGUCCUGGCUGUAGUUUCUUCAGUUAGGACAAUUGUUCCUGGCCUUGAGAGCAAGGAUGUUUAUCUGGCAUACCUACCAUUGGCUCAUAUCCUUGAAUUAGUUGCUGAGCAUAUAGUAGCAGGUGUUGGAAGUGCUAUAGGAUAUGGAACCCCUUUGACACUUACUGAUACUUCAAACAAGAUCAAAAGGGGUACAAAGGGGGAUGCAAGUGCCCUGAGGCCAACCGUGAUGGCAUCUGUCCCAGCAAUUCUUGAUCGUGUUCGAGAUGGAGUGCGCAAGAAGGUGGAUGCAACAGGAGGCCUAAAUAAGAAACUGUUCGACUUGGCGUAUGCCCGUCGACUAUCUGCAUUGAAUGGUAGUUGGUUUGGAGCUUGGGGCUUAGAAAUGCUACUUUGGAAUUUCCUUAUGUUUAGGAAGGUUCGAGCAGUUUUAGGGGGUCGUAUCCGUUUUUUGCUUUCUGGAGGUGCUCCUAUUUCUGGUGAUACUCAAAGAUUUAUCAACAUUUGCCUUGGGGCUCCAAUAGGCCAAGGCUAUGGUCUUACUGAGACUUGUGCUGGCGGGACUUUUUCAGAAUUUGAUGAUUCAUCUGUUGGUCGAGUUGGUAAUCCACUUCCUUCCUCAUUUAUUAAGUUAAUAGAUUGGCCUGAAGGUGGAUAUUUAACUAGUGAUUCACCAAUGCCUCGUGGGGAAAUAGUUAUCAGUGGUCCAAAUGUAACUGUUGGUUAUUUCAAGAAUGAAGAGAAAACAAAGGAAGUGUACAAGGUUGAUGAGAGAGGAAUGAAGUGGUUCUACACAGGCGACAUUGGGCAGUUUCAUCCUGAUGGUUGCCUUGAGAUAGUUGACCGUAAAAAGGACAUAGUCAAACUUCAGCAUGGGGAAUAUGUGUCUUUGGGAAAGGUUGAGGCUGCUCUCACUGCGAGCCCCCAUGUUGAUAACAUGAUGUUGCAUGCUGAUCCAUUUCACGGUUACUGUGUGGCCCUUGUGGUACCUUCACAACCUGCUCUGGAAAAAUGGGCCUCGAAUCAGGGAAUUGAGUUCACUGAUUUUGCAGACCUGUGUGAGAAAAAUGAAAUAAUAAAAGAAGUGCAAGCAUCAUUCCUCAAGGAAGCGAAGAAAGCACGUUUGGAGAAGUUUGAGAUCCCAGCAAAAAUUAAAUUAGUUUGUAAUCCAUGGACCCCUGAUUCUGGUCUGGUCACGGCCGCUCUCAAGAUCAAGAGAGAAGCCAUUAGGAAGGCCUUCUCCGAAGAACUCUCCAAGUUAUAUGAAUAAUGAACUAUGUGAUUGUGCAGAAUUCCGGGCACAAGUGAUGUGUCAUUGUUCCUCCUCUUUUUCACCCUUUUUUUUCCCCUUUAUCCCACUUAGUUUGUGCCUUUUUAUUGUAUUAAUUUUAGAAGAUUUUUCUUUUUCCGCUUUCUGCAUUUUCAUGAAACGAUCGAAAGUGAAUGUGAAGUUUCAAAAGCUAGCAGCUUUUCAUGUUGUUUUAA
Molecule: messenger RNA, 2538 nt
Organism: Manihot esculenta (cassava)
Lineage: Eukaryota; Viridiplantae; Streptophyta; Magnoliopsida; Malpighiales; Euphorbiaceae
Product: long chain acyl-CoA synthetase 9, chloroplastic-like
Exons: 11
Coding region: 233-2323 (696 amino acids)
Cellular component (GO): endoplasmic reticulum; membrane
Molecular function (GO): long-chain fatty acid-CoA ligase activity
Source: RefSeq, a predicted model, not a curated record